UAAAAGGUAUAUUAAUACGUGCCCAACAUCGCUAAUGAGGACUCGAUAUCGCUAAUCAAUAAACGACCAUGGGUGCGAUCAGGACCGGAGAGGCCGUCGAGCGCGUAUUCGCUCUUCUUUUGACUUGUUUCGAGAAUCUCGUCCACGGCGCCAUCAUCUUUGGCUGGCCAUCGUUCGUCUUCGUCUUCAACCAGCGUGGCUACUUCAACGAUCUCUGCAAUGCUGACGGGCCCAGCGAGAAUACCACAUCCUCAAUGAUCCACAAUAUCAGCACAGGCAGCUCAAGCCCCAUCGAAGUAACUGACAAUGAUAUGCCGUGUCCGGAGCAGGCCACUCGUCUUCAGCUUGUCUUCUCCGUCGCUUCGGCUUCUCAGACCAUUUCCAUGUUUCCAAUCGGCCUCUUUUUUGAUCGAUUUGGAACUCGAAUAUCUCGACUUGUCAUGAGUUUCUUAAUGCUGAUUGGAUAUCUAAUGAUGGCGCUGAGCUCCCCUUCCUACUCGUUCCUUCUCUUCCCUGCAACAGUUUGUUUUACCGUAGGAGGCGUCAUCUUGCUCUUAUCAUCCAUGCAGAUCGGGAAUCUUUUUGGAAGAAAUAAGUCGACAGUCAUCACGAUAAUCAACGCCAUGUAUAGCGCAUCUAUAAUAAUGUCUGUUAUCGCCAAGAGAUCAUACGAGGCAGGAUUCUCCAUCAGUACCUUCUUCUUCAUCUUGACUGGAUCCGUACUCCUCCUCAGCAUCAACACCUUUGUCUUCCUACCAACAAAGUUCAUCCCCUGGCCGCUGCCAAGGGGAUACACAAUGACCCCCUGUCUGACCCCUCCGACCACCAAUCCCGACAAAGGAGAGGCUGCAUGCUACCAAAAUCGAGGGUACGGAGAAGAUCCCUCAAGUUCAAAUGACAUUUAUCUGGAGAAAAGUAGAGCCAUAGAUGGAGGUACUAUUAAGGAAGUACCUAGAAGUGAGGAUGGGGAGUGUUUGAGCCAAAAUAGGGUAGACUUUAGAGAAAGAGCAUGGGAAAUGGGCAAGACUGACAAAGUGGCAAGUGACAGAACCGCAUCUGCAAACGGAAAUUGCGAAGAGAAUAAGGGUGACUACAUAAGCAGUAGAAGCAGGAAGGAGGUAGACCCAUCCAUGAACCAAUGUAAUGGCGGCAUCCGUCAUGUCCUUGAAAAUGGACUCUCCGAACAGAAUAGAGGGGACUUUAGCAGUGUAGAGGUUGGUGGAGAUAUGCAUGAAAUAAUAGGAGGUGGAACAGGUAAACGGUUUGCCGAUGAAAUCGAUGAAAGGAAGAGAAAAGAGUACGGAAACCUGGGCUCGUGUCUCUGGUCGAUGCCCUUCUUCUUGUUGCUCCUGUGGCAGGCUUUCCUAGAGAUUGAUAUGAUCUUCACGAUUGGCACUCUCAACUUCUUCCUAACCAGGAUGGCCGACGGUGAUGAAGAUAUAGUUAGCUGGUAUAUAGAUGCAUUCUCCUUCAUACAAUUCCUUGUUCUUAUCGUUGGCCCCCUUGGAGGUCUCCUCAUGGACAGGAACAACGUCUUCACAUCUUGCUCAAGAACCAGAAAACCCAAAUUGAUAAAUCAAUACGCGGACAUGCGGGACAGCUGUCUACCUCUUGCCUUGGCCACUCUUGCCUCCAUUGGUUACUCCAUCUGUCUCCUGAUACCUAGUCUCCAGCUUCAAUAUCUGACAUUCGUCUUCCUCCUAAUCGUACCAUCUUUGCUAUUUGGUAUCGGACCAGCAGUCGUCGGCAUCGUCUUCCCGAUGCAAUAUUUUGCCAGUGUAUACGGUGCGAUGAGAACGAUCAGUGGUUUAUUCAGCUUCCUCCAGUACCCAAUCUUCAUCCUAGUCCAGAAGUAUCUUGACAAUGAUCCCUUCUAUGUGACCGUUGGUUUCAUCGUUGCCGAUAUUUUGACGCUUAUCUUACCUGUCGCCCUCUACGUCAAGAGUAGACAACAACUUUUGGGGAUACAUACAACUACAGGGCAGACAGGAGUAAUAAAAAACCCCAUUCACUCUAAAUCGUAACUCACCAAAUAUGUUAUACACGUCAUGUCCUCAUUAUUACACACAAAUAUAUAACUUCAUAACAAAAAUAGGGA
This is a messenger RNA of Lytechinus variegatus (green sea urchin), 2098 nucleotides long. RefSeq names its product solute carrier family 43 member 3-like. The record is from RefSeq and is a predicted model, not a curated record. The coding region runs from base 69 to 2024 and encodes 651 amino acids. Lineage: Eukaryota; Metazoa; Echinodermata; Echinoidea; Temnopleuroida; Toxopneustidae. The transcript has 9 exons.